AUGUCUUCUCUCAUCCGCGUGCCCAUCCGCCGCAACCCUCACUACAAACGCAAUGGCCUCAAGUCCUACGUCUACAUGCUUAACAAGUACCGCAUUGCUCCCACCAUCCAGGGUCCUUACUCCGCCGCCAGAGGCAAGAAACUGCUGGUCAAGCAGAACGCCGAUGGCUCUCAGGGUGAAGUGACUGCAAGUGACCAGCAGAAUGACUCCCUGUACACCGUUCCCGUCAAGAUUGGUACACCAGCUCAGACACUGAACUUGGACUUUGACUCGGGAUCCUCUGACCUCUGGUGCUGGUCCACCGAACUGCCACAGAGCACUUUGUCUGCAGGCAAGGGCCAUACCAUCUUUGAUCCUUCCAAGUCGUCCACAUUCCAGACCUCUCAGGGCUCCACCUGGCAGAUCCAGUAUGGCGAUCAAUCUUCCGCGUCCGGCAAAGUCGGGACAGACAACAUCGAGAUUGGCAAUAUCACCGUCAAGAACCAGGCCAUUGAGCUCGCCACAAAGCUGUCGUCUCAGUUUACCCAGGAUACAUCCUCAGACGGCCUUCUCGGUCUCGCGUUUGGCUCGAUCAACACCGUCCAACCGGAGCCUGUGCAGACACCUGUUGCCAACAUGAUCGCCCAAGACGACAUCCCUCAGAAUGCCGAGUUGUUCACCUGCUAUCUGGGUUCCAUCAAAGAUACGAAUGAGGAGUCAUUCUACACCUUUGGUCAGAUCGAUCAGUCAGUCGUCCCGUCCGGUUCUAGCAUCGGCUACACCCCGGUCGACAACUCUCAGGGGUUCUGGAUGUUCGACUCGACCUCUGCCCAAGUCAACGGCAAGACCAUUCAGCUCUCCGGGAACAAGGCGAUUGCGGAUACCGGUACCACUCUUCUCCUGACAUCCGACGAGGUCUGUCAAGCUAUCUACAGUGCCAUUCCCGGUGCCAAACAAGACAGCACGGAGCAGGGCUGGGUGUUCCCUGCGAGCACUGCUGAAAAUGAUCUUCCUACCGUCACGUUCAUGGUCGGCGACACUCCCAUCACCAUUGAGAAGCAACACCUUGGGUUUGCCGGUGCCUCUGAUGGCAAUAUGGUGUACGGCGGUAUUCAAUCUCGCGGCAGCCAGAACUUUGACAUCUUCGGAGAUACCUUCUUGCAGAAUGUCUAUGCUGUCUUCGAUGUCGGCAACACGAGAUUCGGGGUAGUGCAACGUGCAGCAUCAACAUCGACGUCGACCUCGUCUUCGACGUCGACCCAGCCCAAAGCGGAACUGUAA
Fonsecaea erecta is the source of this 1260-nucleotide messenger RNA. RefSeq lists its product as hypothetical. The transcript has 5 exons. Bases 1 to 1260 code for a protein of 419 amino acids. The record is from RefSeq and is a predicted model, not a curated record. Gene Ontology annotation, molecular function: aspartic-type endopeptidase activity. Lineage: Eukaryota; Fungi; Ascomycota; Eurotiomycetes; Chaetothyriales; Herpotrichiellaceae. Gene Ontology annotation, biological process: proteolysis.